This is a messenger RNA of Erythranthe guttata (spotted monkey flower), 906 nucleotides long. RefSeq names its product SEC14 cytosolic factor family protein / phosphoglyceride transfer family protein. Lineage: Eukaryota; Viridiplantae; Streptophyta; Magnoliopsida; Lamiales; Phrymaceae. The record is from RefSeq and is a predicted model, not a curated record.
CUAAAUUCACACCUCCAGAAGAACAAAACCAGAGAGAAUCCAAUUAUUCCACCACCACCAUGAUUUCUUCAACGCAGCUUUCUCAAUCUGAACAAGAAAAACUCAUCAAAAAUCUCGAAAUCUUCAAGAUUCAAGGAACAGACAAACGCGGCCGCCCUAUUCUGCUCGUCAUCGGAAAACGCUUCCCCGCUGCGCACGUGGGAGUCGACGCGCUGAAGAAGCACCUGAGAGACGAGAUUAUCCCGGGCUUGGGCGGCCGCCCUUUCUCGGUGGUGUACGUGCACACCGCCGUGAGCAGAGGCGAGAACUUCCCCGGAGUGGCGGCGCUCAAGUCUCUUUACGACGCCGUUCCGGCCGCCGUCAGGGAGAACAUGGGCACGUUCUAUUUCCUCCACCCGGGAAUCCAGUCCCGGCUAUUCCUCGCCACCUUCGGCCGCUUCAUCUUCUCCGGCGGCGGCGGAGGGUUGUACUGCAAGGUGAAGUACGUGAACAGGGUGGAGUUUCUGUGGAGCGGAGUGCGGCGGAGUGGGAUUGAGCUGCCGGAGUUUGUGUACGAAAUUGAUGAAGAGAUGGAGGAGAGAGUGGGCCCCACCGUUGAUUAUGGGAUGGAGAGUGAUCAUCCUAGGGUCGUCAAUGGAGAGCCUGUUAUUGAUUAUUCUGCUGUUUCUAGUUACUCCAUGAGGUGUAUUGCUUAGACUAGUAUAUAGAUCAAUAUAAUUAAAUAGAAAAAAUAUAUAUAUAGUUUUCUUUUUUGUUGGUUUUAUGAUAAGAAUUGAAAAUUGGUUAAUUUUUUGUUUUUCUUUUCCUUUUUUUACUUUCUAGAUUAAUAGCCAUAAGAUUCUUGAUCCCCACAUGUGAUUAUAAGAGCAACUCCAAUGGAGAGACAUCAAAAUAGAGCAUCAAACA